Messenger RNA from Lodderomyces beijingensis, 894 nucleotides. Lineage: Eukaryota; Fungi; Ascomycota; Pichiomycetes; Serinales; Debaryomycetaceae. The record is from the annotation of a GenBank genome assembly.
AUGUUGCAGUCGCCUUUUUCUUUCCCUUCGAGGCCAGCAGCUUUGAACAGGAGGAAGAGAAGCCAUUCGUCACGCUGUAGCUCAACCACGGCUGCGGUCUGCACCAACGCCACCAACAGCCCCUCGACUUUGAAAACGCCGCAAACUCCCAUCCAGCAGCUUGUCAGCAGCGACCCCAUAAGCUGCCAUUCGCUUUCGCCCACGAUCCGCCUGAGCCCCCCUUCCGGCACAGCUUUCCCGUCGUCGUCGCCGGCCUCGUCGAGAAUAGACAAGUCCAAGAGACGCUGCACUCGCGGAGCCGCCACCGCCGGCAACAGCAGCAAUGCCACUGCCCCGGGCACCAAUAACAUUGCCAACAGCAAUACCCCCGCCAGCGGCACUGCCACGCGAAUCACCACCCCCGUUGUCGCAAACGACACCCUCUUGUCGUCUCCACCGCCACGAGCGCCAAGAAGAUCAUACCACACGCCACCGCGCACAGUCUCGCGGCGGGCCUCCUUGAAUGCCGACAUGAUGGCUGAAACCAUGGCGUCGGUCGAGUCAAGGCUAACCUUGCUCCAAGUCAGAAUCGACGGGUUGCAGCUGGAGUCGAGCCAGACUAAACAAGACAUGAGCCGGUUGUUGCAGUUGACCAUGGCCGACUUGCGUCUUGUGCGCAUGAUGCAGGAUGACAUCAGUAACGACCCCCAGGUGCAGCUGCGCUUGUUGCCGAGGAAAAACUCGCGAGACUUGUUUCUGCUGGUUUGCUCGGACUUUGAAGAUGAUGAUGAUGACGACGACGACGACGAGGCUGCUGAUGUGGAUGAUGAAGAGGAGGACGAGGAGGAGAGCCGGAGGCAGGUUUACGCGCAGACGGGGUAUACGUUUGAGACUCCCAAGGACAAGAUCUACUAG